This is a messenger RNA of Neolamprologus brichardi, 2896 nucleotides long. It is a transcript of the gene wdr24, whose product is annotated as WD repeat domain 24. Gene Ontology annotation, molecular function: protein binding. NCBI's taxonomy places the organism in Eukaryota, Metazoa, Chordata, Actinopteri, Cichliformes, Cichlidae. Gene Ontology annotation, cellular component: cytosol; GATOR2 complex; vacuolar membrane. The record is from RefSeq and is a predicted model, not a curated record. Gene Ontology annotation, biological process: positive regulation of TORC1 signaling; cellular response to amino acid starvation; positive regulation of macroautophagy.
GUGGUCGGCAUCAGCAUGGGCCUGCUGAUCCUGCGCAGCUACGAGGAGAGUCUGCAGAAACAGUGCUCCUGAAACAUGGAAAAAAUGUCAAGGGUCACCACAGCUCUUGGCAGCAAUGCGAUCAGUGGCAAAACCAUGUUCUGCCACUUGGACGCGCCGGCUAACGCCAUCAGCGUGUGCCGUGAUGCCACGCAGGUGGUUGUAGCAGGACGGAACAUUUUUAAGAUCUACGCACUCGAGGAGGAGCAGUUCGUGGAAAAACUGAAUCUCCGCGUCGGCCGCAAACCGUCGCUGAACUUCAGCUGCGCCGAUGUCAUGUGGCAUCAGAUGGAGGAGAACCUGCUGGCCACGGCGGCCACCAACGGGGCGGUGGUGACGUGGAAUCUGGGAAAACCCUCUCGCAACAAGCAGGACCAGCUGUUUACUGAGCACAAGCGCACCGUCAACAAAGUGUGCUUCCACCCAACAGAGGUUUACAUGCUGCUAAGUGGUUCACAGGACGGCUUCAUGAAGUGCUUCGACCUGCGCAAGAAGGAGUCUGUGAGCACUUUCUCAGGUCAGUCAGAGAGUGUAAGGGACGUCCAGUUCAGCAUGAAGGAUUAUUUCACAUUCGCCGCAUCCUUUGAAAAUGGCAACGUGCAGCUGUGGGACAUUAGACGACCGGACCGCUAUGAGAGAAUGUUCACUGCUCACACCGGUCCGGUGUUUUGCUGUGACUGGCAUCCUGAUGACAGGGGUUGGCUGGCAACGGGGGGCAGGGACAAGAUGGUGAAGGUUUGGGACAUGACCACUAACAGAGCCAAGGAGAUCUACUGCGUCCAGACGAUUGCUUCAGUGGCACGAGUUAAAUGGCGACCUGAGAGAAAGUUUCAUUUGGCCACCUGUUCCAUGAUGGUGGACCAUAACAUCUAUGUGUGGGAUAUCCGCAGACCUUUUAUUCCCUUUGCUACCUUUGAGGAACACAAGGAUGUGACUACUGGAAUUGUGUGGCGACACCAGCAUGACCCUCAUUUUCUGCUCUCUGGCUCUAAAGACAGUACGCUCUACCAGCAUAUGUUCAAGGAUGCCACACGUCCUGUGGACAAGGCUAACCCAGAGGGCCUGUGCUUUGGACUGCUGGGUGACUUGGCUUUUGCAGCCAAGGAGAGUCUAAUCACCAGUGAUGCCAACAGAAAGCCGUACCCCGGAGGCGACCGCCGCUACCCCAUGUUUUUCUUCAAGAAACCCGACCCGACAGAACAGUUUGCACAUGUGUCCAGUGCUCUCAGCGUCUUUGAGACGGACUUGGACAGUCACCGCAUGGACUGGUUUGUCAAGACGGCACAACUCUACCUCCUGAGCGGGAAGCCGUUUGCUGAGUUAUGUGAUCACAACGCCAAGGUGGCCCAGGAGCUUAAAAGACCUCAGGUUUCCACUACAUGGACAAUGCUGAGAAUAAUGUUCUCGGACCCUGCAAACCUCGCUACACCCGGUCCCAACCACAACCUCGGUAAACUCGGCACCUUGCCUUUAAUGAACAGUUUCAGUUUGAAGGACCUGGGUUCAGGGAUGGGUGCGGAGAGCAGACUGGAGCGCAGCAAAGGUGAGAGCAGGCAGGACAACAUCCACCUGGAGCCUGGGAACUCAUACAUCAGCAAUAAUGAAGAAAACGAGGAGACUGAAGGCAGCGAGGGCCAUCCUGAGUAUAUGUUCGGCGAUGCCGAGUUGGAUGACGAUGACCUCUAUUCCAUGGAGCACGACAACCAAACAGAGGAGCAGGAGUACACGCUGCCCCAGGAGGCCUUCCAGCUGCGCCACGAGAUCGUGGAUAACCCGUCCGCUCCGGAGCACCUUCAGCAGGACAAGGCCGACUCUCCGCACGUCAGCGGCAACGAGGCCGAAGUCACCUGUUUGACACCCAUCGAAUCUUUUUCUCUCAUCUCCAUCUCCCAGCCGCUGUUCAGUCCACAUCUGCCCGCCAGUUUCUUCUGCCCCAUUGUGCGGGAGAUGCUGAGUUACUACGCUGAGCAGGGCGAUGUGCAGAUGGCCGUGUCGGUGCUUAUUGUUCUGGGGGAUCGGAUUCGCAAAGAGAUCGAUGACCUCACCCAGGAGCACUGGUACAUGUCCUACAUAGACCUGCUGCAGCGAUUCGAGUUGUGGAACGUGUCCAAUGAGGUCAUCAAACUGAGCACAUGCAGCGCCAUCACUUGCCUGAACCAGACAUCAACUACACUGCACAUCAACUGCAGCAACUGCAAGCGACCAAUGAGCAACAAGGGCUGGAUUUGUGACAGGUGCCACCAGUGUGCCAGUGUAUGCGCCGUGUGUCACCAUGUGGUGAAGGGACUGUUCGUGUGGUGUCAGGGCUGCAGCCACGGUGGACAUCUGGAGCACAUGAUGAACUGGCUCAAAAGCAGCGCUCACUGCCCUGCCGGCUGCGGUCACCUGUGCGAGUACACCUGAGCUGCUCACAACUACUGUUAACACAGCUGGUCCUCUGUGGGAGUGUGGGAAAACACACACAAACAGCCAGACAAGGUGUCUUUAUCCUUUUACGUGGACCUGGAGUGUUUGCUCACCAGGAAAAAGGAGGACAGCUUUGAAGUGAGCUUAGACCAGAAAGAAUCAGAGGUUUACAUGUGUCUCCUGGACGGCUACACAAGAACAAAUACAAUCACGUGUUCGCAAAUGAUGUUUGAUUCUGUUUGUAUGAGCAGAAGUUUAUAUACAUGUAUGCUGCUUUUUACAGUUUUUAACUCCAAAUACUGUACAGGAAGAAUUGUUUGCUCUUCUUCCUCUUUGUACAUAAUGUUUAUUUUGAAGUACUGUAGAUAUUGGUGCAUUAAUUUAUACUGGAGAGGAAACCUCUCUGUUCUAGCAGUAUGUUAAAGCAAUAAAUACUAAAUUGACACUUUGA